CAGAUUCACUCUGCUGGGUGAGGAGCAUGUGGCUCAUUAUCACACUGCAGCAACAAGUGGAGGACACUGUUUUCAUGACUGUUUUAUAUGUGUAAAUAUUUCAGGAAGUCAUCAUAUUCAGCGCCUGAAACAUGAGCAAACGAAAACUGAGUUUCAAAUGGUUCGGGAGCCUCACCAAUCUCACCACCCGCCGGCAGGCAGAGAAGGCCAACAUCAAGGCAGCCCCAGCAGAGCAUGAUGGGAGCCUUGGCGUUGCCAAAUCAGCAGCGGGAGACCAUUCGGUGGAUGACAUGGAGUCCUGCCUCCACAGCCCCAGCUACGCCCGAUCCAACGAAAUGUACACACACGUGGGCACUGUGCCCCGCAGCCAGAAGCGGAAGAACAGCUGCAAAGGGCUGAAGGAGAAGAAGAAGACGAAAGAGGAGGAGGGGGUGAGUGGAGGGCAGAGCCAGUGGAAGGCGGGGGACCAUGUCCGAGACUCCCCUCUGCUCAGUGCCCUGUCCAGCCUCAGUCUGGACCGGCCUCUGCCUGCCUCUGCACCGGCCCGGCCGCUGCCCGCCACCCCGUCACCCAGCAGGGCUUCACCUUUGACCUCAGCACCUAAAAGCAGCAUCGGUGAUCCUUCGGCGGACCCCUUCAAGAGCCAAGUGGCAUCGUCAAGGAGCAAGGAUGCUGGAACUGUAGGAGAGCCUUCAAACAUGGCAACUAAUGGCCCCAAAGUGGUUUCCCCGCAGGAUGUGUACGUGCCGAUGGACCCCAUAGCUGAAGCAGCUCGCAGACGUGUGGGCGACCACACAGAGAGGCAGGGAGGCGUCACACGUAAGCAGGAAACCACAAAGCUCGGCUCCCAGGAAGUGCAGAACCCUGACAGUCUGCAGGACUUGAUGGACAGCAAUGGAGAAUAUGUGAAGUUCUCCAAAGACAAGUUCUGGUUGGAGCCGCCGUCAGAGACGCUGAGGAAGCAGCUGGAGGAGGAGCUGAAGCUGAGCGGCAGCAACCUGAAGAGCCACGCCUGGUACCACGGACGCAUCCCCUGGGAGGUGUCGGAGAGCCUGGUGGUGAACCACGGCGACUUCCUCAUCAGAGACUCUCAGUCCAGUCAGGGCGACUUUGUCCUCACCAGCCACUGGGAGCAGAAAACACUUCACUUCCUCAUCAGGAAGACGGCGGUCCAGUCCAGCGAGACGUACACUCGGGUCCAGUACGGCCUGGAGGGCGAGGCCUUCGACUCUUUACCGGCUCUCGUUCACUUCUACGUGGGCAGCAGGGCGGCUCUGACCCGGUGGAGUGGAGCUCAGAUUCACCGGCCGGUCAACAGGAUGCUGCCUCUCAGCUACCUGGAGACGGCCUUCUGCACCGCCGUCAGCCCGCCGGCCUGCCACAGAGGGCUGAGGAACGGCGGCGUGGGAGGAGAGGAGAGGGUCUGUCCGAGAAGUCCUUCCUCUCUCCACCACAGGGAGGCAGAUGUAAACAGGGAGCAGGACGACCGGCCUCUGCUGACUGCUGGAGAAUCCUCUCUCUCUACUCUCUACAACACCCCACAGUCUAGAAGCCCUAGCCUUAGCCGGGCAGGCAGCGUGGCUCCAUCCCUCUCCAGGGGCUUGGAUACCGCCCGACCCCUUCCCUCCCCUAACAGCACCCUCCACAGACAGUGUAACGACAGACCCCAACCGCAUCUGAACCAGGACUCCCCAUCCUCUGACGCAGGUGGAAGCUGCUACACAGAGCUGUACCCCGGCCCUCAGAGCUACGUGGAGAGGCUGCGAGCGGAGGAAGGGCCAGUGGGCGUCGAUCCUCUGAGGGUGGAGGAUGGGAACUUGUACUUCUCACCGGUGGUGGAGACGGUCUCUUCUUUCAAACCGAGCAGGUACCAGUCGCCGCUGAUGCCCAAGGAGAAUAAGCCUUUGGAGGUGGGCAUCCUGCGGAGGGUGAAGGAGCUGCUGGCUGAGGUCGACCCCAGGACGGCAGCCAAACAUAUCACCAAGGCUGACUGCAUGGUGGCCAGAAUUCUGGAGGUGACUCCGGAGGUGCAAAGGAUGAUGGGAGUUAGUUCUGGGAUGGAGCUGCUCACAUUGCCGCAUGGCCAACAGUUGAGACUGGACCUGAUGGAGAGGUUCCAAACCAUGGCGACCACGUUGGCUGUGGAUGUCCUGGGCUGCACAGGGACGACUGAGGAGAGGGCCGGUCUGCUGCAUAAAAUCAUCCAAAUCGCUGCUGAGCUCAAGAGCACCAUGGGCAACAUGUUCGGCUUCGCUGCUGUCAUGAGAGCAUUAGAGCUGCCGCAGGUGUCCCGUCUGGAGCAAACCUGGACGGCGUUACGGCAGCGACACACAGAGGGCGCUAUUCUCUACGAGAAAACUCUGAGGCCGUUUAUGAAGAGUCUGAACGACGGGAGAGAAAGCUGUCCGCUGUCCAACACCACCUUCCCCCACGUCCUACCCCUCCUGUCUCUGCUGGAGAAGAGCAUGGCGGUGGGUGAGGGGACAGAGCCGUGGGAGACGGUGGAAGUCGGGGUGGACGUGGUCAUGUUCCACUUGGGGGCGGCGAGGACCAUCGCUCAGCUGGGGGGCAUCUACCGCUCCAACGCUGAGAGCAGACUACAAGGUUUCCAGGAGCAGGCUGAGGUCCUGGAGCUCUUCCUCACCGACUUCCAGAUGAGGCUGCUGUGGGGGAGCAGGGGAGCCGCGGAGAGCCAGGCUCUGCGAUACGCCAAGUUUGACCAGGUGCUGAGCGCCUUGUCCAACAAGCUGGAGCCGCCUGUCAGACCGUGCUGACCCCAGACCUGUUUUAAUGACUUUGAUGUUUAUCCGGGAAGAGCUUCCUGUCAUGCCUGUUGGACACGGAGCAGUUGGGGUUCUGGUGACUUGCUCUAGGGCAACUGGAAGGUCAUUAAAAGGGAGAGCAAGACGAUGUUUCAACCAGCCACAAACACACUUCAUAAGCAUCUAAACUCUAGACUCAAACAGUACGCCACCUCUGUCAGUCAACAUCUGCCCAAAUGUAACAGACUGUGAUGCACCUGGUUCUCUGGAGCUUGUUGGGAUUCAGAUUCCUGUUCAAAAGCACAUCAACGGGAUGAAUGUUAGCUUCAAACGUGUUGUCAUGCUAAAGGGUUCAUUUCUCAUACCAGUAUUUUAGCACCUUUGAAGCUGAGCAGGACUGAUCGAACCCAAGGCAGAGUGCUGCUUAAAUUAUACUGUACUAUAUGUUAAAGUCAGAGUUAGAGACAAGAAUUAGGAGUUUCCGGAAGAAACCACUAGAUGCAGGACGGUGGAGGCACUGGAAGUAUGAGGUAGUCAGACAGAAAAUACAAAGUAAGCAGCUUCCUGUCUGAUGGCGUCGCAGCUCCUGCUUUGGUGUACAUUUAUAAACUGCAUUCUCAUUUACCAUCCUCCUCACAGUCUCAUUUAUCACUAUCUAUAUUCCUAACCGAGGACCCACUUUAAUGUUUCAAAGUGCCAAUGAGUCAGCAAUCAACCUGAUGCUGCCAGCAUCUUUUAUUUGAUAUGUUUCUUACCAUCCAUCCCUGUGCCAGGCUCUGUUGUGCUUCUGUUCUGCAGAAAAAAAACCCCCAUUUUCCGUUAAAUGAAGCCUGUUUUCAUGAAAAUAGUCCCUGAGCUGAGGCUGUGCCUCAGUCUGCUCGGUUAAUGUAGAGAAAUGUGUUUGCCUGCCUGAAGGCUGGCCCUUCCUUAACUCGACAACUGUACGAACUGUAUGUCAUAUUGUACAACCCAAUAACAGAAUAACGUUGUAUCUACAUUUGCAUUUUUUGUAUCAUGUUUAUCGUCGUGUGUUAAUCAUUAGGAUUUUUUCCUAAUGAAUAGUGAAUAGUGAAUGAAAAGUGAAUAUUUAAUGAGAUUACAAAUGCUGUGAUCAGUGCCGGGAUCAGUUCACUUUCAGUUCAGAGGUUUAGUUUGUUUGUUUUUUUUAAACGUCCCCUUUUCUUCCUGUUUCCUUCCAAAUUAAAGCUGUACAGUUAAUCACAUUAUCACAAAUACUGUACCUCUCAUUAUCACUAUGUGAACUGGAAGUGAGUGAACUGAAAGUAAACUAACCACACGAGUACAGCUCACAGGUACAGAACAUUUCUAUUACCUUACAUAAUAUUAAUGAUUAAUAUUUAUCUAAAAUUGCAAAUAAACAUGUUUACCUCACUGUCAAGCCAGUUUAUUGGAUAAAACUGUCAUUUACAUGCCAUUUCUUGGCCUCCACUAAAGCUGACUCAUGCUGCAUAUUGUGAAAUAGAAAACCCAUACAUAAUUCUUUCUCACAAAAUUAUUAUUAUUAUUAUUAUUUUUAAAUGUAGGUGUUAUGAAAUUCGCCUAAAACGUUUUAUUACCCCUUACUGUAAUGUGUCACGAACAAAUGUCUUUUUUUGUGUGUGUGUAAAACUAUAUUGUUUUCUCAGUCUGGUCAGUUUUUCUAUAAAUACUCAAAAACACUUAAUUGCACCCUGGCUGUUUAAUAGACCAUUUCCACAUUAAUAGCACCCUCUACUGUAUAAAUCACAUUUUCUACUAUGUUCUGUUUUACUGUACUUUAUUUCUGUACAAGAUUACAGUUCAUUACAAAUAUGAAUGUUUUGAGUGUCUACAUUUUCUGUUGAAUCAUAUGAUAAUGAAACAGCUGUUUUCUAUGCUCCUACAACGUUUCUAUUUUAUUUUAUUCUACCACACAGUGACAUGUUUUGCAAAUAUGUCCAGUGUGUAAUUACAUAAAUUCAAAUUUGAAUAUAUUUAUAAUAAAAUACUGCAUAUACAGCGA
Molecule: messenger RNA, 4764 nt
Organism: Siniperca chuatsi (mandarin fish)
Lineage: Eukaryota; Metazoa; Chordata; Actinopteri; Centrarchiformes; Sinipercidae
Gene: sh2d3cb
Product: SH2 domain containing 3Cb
Exons: 12
Coding region: 132-2774 (880 amino acids)
Biological process (GO): positive regulation of peptidyl-serine phosphorylation; small GTPase-mediated signal transduction
Molecular function (GO): guanyl-nucleotide exchange factor activity; phosphotyrosine residue binding
Source: RefSeq, a predicted model, not a curated record